This is a messenger RNA of Frieseomelitta varia, 1469 nucleotides long. RefSeq names its product trypsin-like. The record is from RefSeq and is a predicted model, not a curated record. Gene Ontology annotation, molecular function: serine-type endopeptidase activity. Bases 70 to 1026 code for a protein of 318 amino acids. Gene Ontology annotation, biological process: proteolysis. Lineage: Eukaryota; Metazoa; Arthropoda; Insecta; Hymenoptera; Apidae. The transcript has 8 exons.
UAUCGUGAUCAGUCCGUGGCAAGUGGACGACGGAAGAGGAGCACGAUUUAACGACACAAUAAAAACAAUAUGGAACACGGCAGAGGUGACAAGAAAGGGAAAACGCGGAUAAUUCCUCUUGCUUUGGCAUUCGUGUUUUUCACGAAUAAUUUAGUCAACGGUUUCGUUCCACUGUCAUCAACUGCUCGAGAGAACAAGACCAACGUGGAUCCCAAAUUAAUGGUAGAAUGGACACCCUACAACUUGCAUGGGCGUAUAGUUAACGGAACAAAGGCGGCACUGAGACAAUUUCCUUAUCAGGUAUCUUUGAGAGAAACUCACAACUUGGAACAUUUUUGCGGAGGAUCCUUGAUAGCUGAACACACGGUGCUCACGGCGGCGCAUUGCAUGUUCGAAGAAACUGGCGACCAGGUGCAACCGUGGAGAAUCACGGUAGUUGCUGGAAACCUCAAACUCAGUCAGUUGAGCGAGACCGGUCAGAAAAGGGGUGUGGACGAGAUUCACGUUCAUGCCGAAUUCAAUCCCAAAACACUGGAGAACGACAUAGCUCUUCUUGCUCUCAAGGUGCCGUUUAAAUUAACGCCGGAAGUUAACGUUGCUCCCCUCGCGGAUAACAGCCCUAUUCCAGACACCAUUUGCCAAGUAGCAGGAUGGGGUUACCCAGCGGAAGAUUAUCCAGUGACGAGCGAGAACCUUAUGUACGUGGACCUGCCAUUGUUGAGUCGCGGCACGUGCAAAAAACUUCUGGAAGACAUAACUGAUUUCCCACCAGGGAUGCUCUGCGCUGGGUAUAUAGAGGGCCAGAAGGAUGCUUGCCAAGGUGAUUCCGGAGGUGGUAUGAUCUGCAAGGGAAUUCUAACCGGCGUGGUUUCCGGCGGGAAUGGUUGCGCCCGGCCACGUUCACCCGGUGUGUACACCGACGUCAACUACUACAAAAAAUGGAUCGCAACACGUUCCAGUGUAAGAACACAGGCGACGAAAAUCCCAUUUGAGAAACAAGGCUCUGGCUCGGAACAGAUUCACUAAUUUCAUUAUCCGAAUUAUCAAAUCUCGAAUGGAAUUCAUUCGAAGUGUCACGUUCGCCACCCUUGAAAUCCCACGGUUCGAUCAUUUCGACGGUCAGACGAUCACUUCGGUGGAUGACUUUCAUGGCGGUUGGUUGAUUGGUUGGUUGGCUCGCGUUCACGGGCUGGAUGUUAGCUCUGGUGAAACGAAACCGGAGGGAUCACGGGGAAAAAUACACAUCUAGCCGGUCGCUUUGAUGUUGAAUCAAGAGCUUCGUGCAGACGCGCAGAAAGCUCGCAGCUACUUAAUACGAUGCUCCAGAGAGAACGAUAACGAAAACGUAUCAGCGGUAUCGCCGAUGGCGAUGGUGUCGAACGAUAUCUCUCCGCCGCGUCUGACGAUUCCCGCUUGUUUCUACUGAAUUUCACACUCCUCAAAGGAGGAACGCUCGUCCUCCAGAUAUU